AGAUCAUGUGUGAUGCUAGUGACUAUGCGGUCGGGGCCGUUUUGGGCCAAAAGGUGGGAAGAGCAUCUCAUGUGAUCUAUUAUGCAUCCACCACACUCAAUGACGCCCAACGCAACUACGCCACCACCGAAAAAGAAAUGUUGGCCGUCGUUUAUGCGCUCGAAAAAUUCAGGUCAUACUUACUUGGUACCAAAGUGAUCAUUUACACCGAUCAUGCGGCUAUUAGGUUCUUGAUGACAAAGAAAGAGGCCAAACCACGGCUGAUUCGAUGGAUACUACUCCUGAGCGAGUUUGAUGUUGAGAUCAAGGACAAGAAAGGCAUGGAGAACUUGGUGGCCGAUCACUUAAGCCGUUUGGUCUUGGGAGAAGGAAACAAUCAUAUCAAAGAUGACAUCCGAGGCGAAUUUCCCGAUGAGACCCUUUUCUCCCUUAAGGAAAUUCGUCCUUGGUACGCUCACAUUGUUAAUUUCCUUGUUCUAAACAGGUUUCCACCAAGCUUCUCUAAAGCUCAAAGAGAGAAACUCCAGCAUGAUGCAAAGCAAUACGUAUGGGAUGAACCAUAUUUAUGGAAACAUUGCAAAGAUCAAGUCAUUCGAAGAUGCAUUCCCGAAACAGAAAUUGCAUCCAUACUUGCUUUUUGUCACUCACAUGCAUGUGGUGGCCACUUUGGAGGAAAACGAACAUCCAUGAAGGUACUUGAAUGUGGUUUUUGGUGGCCAAGCUUAUUCCGCGAUGCACAUGUCUAUUGUCAAUCUUGUGAUAAUUGCCAACGCAUGGGCAACAUCUCUCGAAAGCAAGAGAUGCCACAAGUUCCUAUGCUCUACGUGGAGAUCUUUGAUGUGUGGGGAAUAGAUUUCAUGGGACCUUUUCCUAAUUCCCAUGGAAAUUUAUACAUUCUAUUGGCGGUGGAUUACGUAUCCAAAUGGGUGGAAGCAAAAGCCACAAAGACCGAUGAUGCCAAAGCAGUGACUGAAUUCCUCAAAACCCGCAUCUUCUCAAGGUUUGGGGUACCACGCAUCUUGAUAAGCGACAGAGGCACUCACUUCUACAACAAAACUGUGAGUACCUUGUUAAAGAAAUAUGGCGUCACACAUAAACUCUCCACCGCCUACCAUCCACAGACAAACGGUCAAGCUGAGGUAUCAAACAGAGAGCUGAAAUCAAUUCUUCAAAAGACAGUAAAUCCGAACCGUAAGGAUUGGAGCCUGCGCAUGGAUGAUGCCUUAUGGGCAUACAGGACCGCUUUCAAAACCCCAAUUGGAAUGUCACCCUAUAGACUCGUGUUCGGUAAGGCCUGUCAUCUUCCGGUCGAACUCGAACACAAGUCUUAUUGGGCGUUCAAAACAUUCAAUCUCGACAUAGCUAAAGCAGGAGAGCAAAGGAAGCUACAACUCCAGGAACUAGAAGAGCUUCGAUUGGAGUCCUAUGAGAAUGCCGCCAUCUACAAGGAAAAGACGAAGGUAUGGCAUGACAAAAUGAUAAUAAGAAAGGAUUUCCAAGUUGGAGACAAAGUCCUUCUUUUUCUCUCACGCCUUCGCCUUUUCCCCGGAAAAUUGAGAUCACGAUGGGAAGGACCAUUCGAGGUGGUCAAAGUCUACACCCAUGGCGCAGUGGAAAUAAAAAGCCUCGAUACCGGAAAAAUCCUCAAGGUUAAUGGACAUCAACUCAAACCAUUCCUUGAAGGUUUCCAGAAAGAAAGCAUUGAAUGCAUGGAUCUCAUCGAUCCAAUCUUUGAAGAAUGAACACAACAAUGGCGUCGUGCCGCGACGUUAACUAAGGUGCUUCUUGGGAGGCAACCCAAGCAAGGUACAUUUUUCUUUUAUUGUUAACCCCCCCUGUCAAUGUUUUCAAUUAUGUCUUUGAGAGGUUGAGAGGGAGGGCACUAAUCAUGGGUUUUUGAAAAAAAAAAAAAAGAAAUAAAAAAUUUUUGCAGGUUUUUGAACAUCUGGGGACAUACCCGAUCGAGUAUAACCUUAUACUCGGUCGGGUAUGAGCAAAAAAAAAAGGGACCGGGCACUACUCGAUCGAGGGAGCAUUCAAAAUUUGAAAAAUAAGCAAUACCCGAUCGGGUAUCACUAUACACCCGGUCGGGUAUCGCUAGAAAUGCUAAAAUUGAAGGGGACUGAUUCCCACACUCGACCGAGUACACGCUUCAAAAAUGAAAAAAAAAAGCACAUACCCGAUCGGGUAUGGAGGAAUACUCGACCGGGUACAGGAGACAGGCUGCUCAAAAAGUACAUUUUCUAAGCAUACUCGACCGGGUAACCCCACCAUACCCGAUCGAGUACAGGAGGCAGGCCGCUCAAAAACUUCACUUUCCAGCCAUACCCGACCGAGUACCAGCACAUACUCGAUCGGGUAUACGGGUCUUAUAACCCCAAAUCAGCCCCAAAACACUUCAUCUUCCCCAAAUUCCCAACCCCAUCUCGAACAAAAAACGCCCAAACCCCAUUUUUACACCUUCUCUCUACCAUAUCUCUUCCAAAUCUUCACCAAAUCCACCCAUUCCAACGCCAAAACACUCCCCUCAUCCUCCUCUACACAUUCAUACCCAACAAUCCCAUUCUCCCCCAACUUUCAGAGGUCCGAAAAACCCUACCCCACCAUCCCAAUUUCGGUUUUCAAAGGCCAAAAUCACUUCAAAUGGCUCCAAGGAAAGAGAAAGGGCAGAGCUCAAGCACUAGGACAAUCAUCCCGGGCUACGAGGACAUCCUUUUCGUGGACAACGAACAACGCACACGCUUCUUGUCCACAAUUGAAAGGCAAGUCAAACCUUCCCGCUUUUUAUGCCUUGAUGCUCUAAAGGAAUUAGGAGUAUACACAAUAAUGAAGAAAUUUUUUCAUGAAUUGCAUAUGGAUAAAAUUUUCAAAAUGAAAUACAACUCAAAUGAAAAAAUUAUCUAUGAAUUCCUAAGCUCGGUGCACUUUGAGAACAAUGAGGAGGACUUUAGAGAUGAUAAACUCAGGUUUCGAUUGUUUAAUCACAAUCACACCAUCACGAAACUUGAGUUUGCCGAACACUUUGGUAUUCCGGUCCCGUACCAAAAGUCUAUAUCCGACAAUACCGCCUUCGGCCACACCCUAUGGACCAAGAUGACCGGGGAGACCAAAUUUAGCUCCUCCCAACUAUACAUUAGUCAUGUCCAACAUCCAGUCCUACGCCUCUUUUUGAAAUUUCUUGCCAACUCCUUGCUUGGACGUCCCAACAACCAUCAUACAAGGAUGGGGGAUGUAUGCCUCAUCUCGGUUGCCUUAUUCCGUAUCCACGUGGAUUUCAACCUCUGUAAUCUCAUGUGGGCUCAUCUAAAGAAGGAAAGUGUGGCAAAGGGUGCUAUCGUAGUGGGCGGGGUGAUUAUGCACUUGGCCACAAAGUUCGGGUAUACGGAUGACUCUCCUAUACCCGACUACUGUUUAAUGAACAUAUCUUGGCUAGGCCACUCGGGCUGUACUUCUUUUUCACACACCGUUUAUGGUGAAGAAAGGCCCAAAAAUAUGUACAACUGGCACAUCCACCCCAAACCCCUCAAAUACUUCCUCUUGCCCAACCCAGAACUCCCCCAACUCCACUUCGAAACAGGCAGGCCGGAUCAACAUUACCUCUUCCCAAACGCCCUCCCACCACAUCUUCAAGAACCGGAACAGGAACUCCCCCAAAACCAACCCGAUGACGAGCCCUACGAGCAACUCCAUAGCCAUCCAACCAUGAGCCAUGAUUUCCCAGAACAAAGCCACAACCCUCCACCACCCGACUUCUUUCAACAACUUUUGGAGGGUCAACAACAACUUCUUACGGGAAUAGCCCAAAUGGACAACCGGCUCAACCGAUUAGAGGAAGAGCAAAGAGCCGGUUUUCAAAGAUUGGAGGAAGAGAAAAGGGCCGGCUUUCAACGUUUGGAGGAGCUCCGGGAGGCCGAUAGACACCGGUAUGAGGAAGACCAACAUAGGUUCUACGGGCCUAUGUACUCGUUUAUGGCACAGCAGGGAUCCUUCCAUACCAUGGCGAACCCUCCUCCACCACCCUCAUGGUAUGACCCCACUCAUUGGGGUAACUUUGGAGGAUCUGGCUCCGGUGGUGGAGGGUACGACGGCGGAGAUGGCGGGGACACUUACAUGGGAGAUGGUGGCCAAGGGAGCGGUUUUGGAGGGAGCUACUACGGAGGAGAAGGCGGGCACUAGGGACAGUGCGUGAUUCAAGUGCGGGGGAGACACUCAUGAUGGCACUCAUUGUAUCCUUAUGAAGAAUAUGAAGAUUCAAGAUAAAGAAGAAGAGAGGAGGAGAAAAGAAGACAACACUAGGAGGCCAUUAAACCCAAGAUGCUCUUUUGUGAUUUGAGUUCAAAACUCAUUUUUUGUAAUCCUUGGUGGUCUUUGUGUUUGUAUUAUCUUUUUGUUGAACUGUGGAACUUUUGGACAAACAUUGACACUUGUAAACAUUUGAUCUUACUCGAGACGAGUAAAGGUUUAAGUGUGGGGGAGUUGAUACGUUCGUAAUUUCCAUUUCUAUGUUUAUGUUUUUAAUUAGUUUUGCUUGACUUUUACUUUGGAAAUUACACACUUUUGGUGUAAUAGAUUAGAUUGUUAAAUUCUUGUAAAUAGGUUAGAUUAGACAUUUUCUGAGCUUAAGCAGGUUUUUGUCACCCAAAGUACAGUUGGUGAACCCAAAAAGUGAAGAGAAGGUACAAAAGUUCAAAGACAAAAGAAGAUCCUGAAUUUUGGUCUAUACUCGGUCGAGUAUUAGCUAUACUCGAUCGGGUAUUAGGUUGGAACUUCAAAUCGGAUCAGAUCCGAAGACAAAGGAACAUGCAGGGAAGAUUUUGGCCACGAUUCUAUGUCUAUACCCGAUCGGGUAGACCGACAUACCCGAUCGGGUAUGCCUUUAAAUUGCAAACGAAGAUCGGUCGAGUAUAGCCCGAAUACCACUUUCUAAGCAUACUCGACCGGGUAUUCAUAUAUACUCGAUCGGGUAUGCCUUUAAAUUGCAAACGAAGAUCGGUCGAGUAUAGCCCGAAUAUCACUUUCUAAGCAUACUCGACCGGGUAUUCAUAUAUACUCGAUCGGGUAUACACUUAGAAAAUAGCCUGAAACCGGUCGAGUAUGCCUCGAAUCGGAUGUUACACACAUACUCGAUCGGGUACCAUGUAUAUACCCGAUCGAGUACCCGAAUCUCAUCCCAAAAACCUAUAAAUACACCUCCUUUCCUUCACAAAAAGAUAUCCAAUCCCUUUGUACAUCCAAGCUCAGUAUAGAAUAGUUCUUUCUUUAUAUUUUUCAUCAUGUUUAGCCUCCAAAUGAGGAGCUAAACUCUUCCAUCUUGGUUUUGCUACUUUGAAGCUUAAUGAAUUUGUAAGUUGUGAGUUAUUUUCUUUAAUCUUCUUCCUUGAAUAUUAAUUCUUUCUUUCAAAAUACUAUCUCUAUAUCAAAG
Cuscuta europaea is the source of this 5422-nucleotide messenger RNA. The record is from the annotation of a GenBank genome assembly. NCBI's taxonomy places the organism in Eukaryota, Viridiplantae, Streptophyta, Magnoliopsida, Solanales, Convolvulaceae.